AUGGACGAGGACAGCUUUACGCCCGAGGACAGGGCUAUCAUGGAUCACACAGACAUUGAUGUGUUCAUGUCUGACUACAGAUCACCGCCAGUCGGGCGAAGUCUGGAAGAUCUACCCAGUGAGCUCAUUGGCAUGAUCGCUGAGAAUCUCGACAAAGAAUCUCUGAGCAUACUACAAACGCUCGGCAGUCGGACUUUAUUACAGGCCAUCGAUCAUGCUCUUACCGAAGCGAAGUUUUCCAGUCGAAGAUGUCGAACCACCGUAACGAGUAUCAAACGUCUCGACGACCUGUCCCAUUUACGAUUUGCCAACCGCAUUCGCGCACUCGAGAUAUACUCCAUGUUGGAAUGUCGGUCACCGAUGAGCGUGCGAUACAGUUUAAGCCUGGACACAACGACAACGCCUUGCAUUGGAACCACGCUCAGCGAAUCUGACGUACGAAACUUGUUCAGCGGUAUCUUUCUGCGUCUACCGAAUCUGAAGAGUAUCACGCUUUGCGCACCUCCUGCGCCAAAAGGGAUGGCUGACAAAUCGUGCUACGCCCAUGCGCUUCCCAUAUACAGGGUCAUGCAGGCUCUGGUGGACGCCAUACGAUUUGCGCCACAGCAGCUUGAAGAGUUCAGGGUUGUAGGGUUCGAGUUGAGGUGGCAGACAGCGCUACUGGGUAGUCCAAAGUCGCUCUUCGAGGCGAUUGCACCUGCCUUACGUGGCUUAACGUCAUUGAACCUGGAACUCGACAUGGCCACCUUCAGCGCUAAUACAUACAUGUUGGCCCUCGUCAAGCUUAUCAAGAGCAAUGCGAAUCUCCGAGCAUUGGCUUUGUCUGUUGGCGCCCAGGCUAUCAAAGAUUAUCAGGUCCGCAACGAGAGGUGGGCUCCUCUGCUCCAGCUAUUGGGCGGCAGUCCUCCAUUCCGCCUACGUUCGCUCCAUAUCAACGGACUCGUUACGAGCACUACUGCACCUACACUCGCGAGUAUCAUCAACGUACACUCCUCUACGAUCCGUCGCAUUGUCCUCAAUAACACGAACUUCCAUUACCCGAAUACCCUUCGCGCUUUCUUCACGGCUUGCGCCAAUUCGGCCAUAAGCUACUACGAGACCGAGAACUUCUACUUUCAUGAGAGGACUAUGAUAGUAGGCAGGUAUCUUGCUGAUGAUAUUGUCGAGAACGACGACGCAGAACUGCAUGAAGAUGUCAACAACAACCACUGUGACUCUGAUGCAGCCUGCCACGGUUGGGUAAAAGUGAAUUGGGACGGUUUUAGGAAGAAGGAUGAAUGGAGGUUGGUCUUCGAAAAUGAGCAAGGGCAGAAGCGGCGUAGCUACAUGUACGAUACCUUCAUGAACGUUGUGGAUAUGGUCAAGGAGGGUAGUCUGAGAGACUCCUGA
Messenger RNA from Alternaria ventricosa, 1389 nucleotides. RefSeq lists its product as uncharacterized. NCBI's taxonomy places the organism in Eukaryota, Fungi, Ascomycota, Dothideomycetes, Pleosporales, Pleosporaceae. The transcript is spliced from 2 exons. The coding region runs from base 1 to 1389 and encodes 462 amino acids. The record is from RefSeq and is a predicted model, not a curated record.